AUGGAAAGUUCCUCAAGAGCGACAACCACUUUUCAAUUAGUUCGAGGCAAGCACGGUCGAUGUUUGGUUUAUUUCGGUGGUUAUGUCUAUCACAAAAAUAAAAGUUGUUCGAAUAUUCAUAGUCGUAUGUAUUGGAAAUGUAGCAAAUCGCAAGCCCUUGGAUGCAGGGCAAGGGCACAGACUUUAGGAAAUGUGAUCAGGACAACUGGUCCAGGACACAAUCAUCCUCCAUCUGGAGAUCUGAAGUUGAUGUUCAAUUUGGCUGAUCUUCAACGAAUCAAUCAAACUUGCCGAGGUUGUGGAAAUAAAUACCACCUGGUGAAGAAUAUAUUGGAACACGUCAAAGGUGUCGAUUGUGAAUAUAGAUACUUAUUUCAAUGUGCUUUAUGUCCACAUUCGAGUUUUAGAGGGUUCUGGAAAUAUCCACAGUCAUCAGAUUUGGGAUUUGCUUGUCCUAAUUGUGGAAAAAGAUAUAAAACUUUGAAUUAUCAAAGGCAUCAUACGAAAUUUGAAUGUGGCAAAGAUUUUCGAUUCAAGUCCCUCGCAGCCAAGCCCCUGGUCGAACGCUGGUGGAACUUCGUAAGUCUGGCUCGCCGCGGCGUCACAGCAGCAGCCGUGCCUGACCUGGCGACUCUUGCCGCAGCAGGUGCUGGUGUUGGCUUCAACCCUUCUGCCGUGAUGAGGAAACAGCGAGAACGCAGACACGGGGUAGUUACCGCCACUGGAUCUGUGGUAUACCCCUGCGAAAAAUGCGGCAAAGUUUACAAACACUCUGUCAGCAAAAUCAGACAUACCAAAUUCGAAUGUGGGAUGGAACCUAUGUUCAAGUGUCAGCAUUGUCAUUAUGCUGCUCAUCAGAAAAGCACUUUGAAGAACCAUGUUAUGAAUAAGCAUACGCGUUUCCAAAUGGUAGUCUUCAAACCCUACCAAUGUCCAGAUUGUGGGAAUUGCUUUGCAUCUCGUCAAAGUCGUUAUAUGCAUAAAAAAUUCAAAUGCGGAAAAGAAACCGGCGAAUUUUCUUAUAAAACUGCUGUACUAAGUGGACUCUUCAAUGAUGCCCCAUAUACAUGUAGCAACUGCCAGAAAGUCUACAGAUACAAAAAGACAUUAUUACUUCAUUUGCGUUACGAAUGUGGCAAAGAACCUCAAUUUCAAUGUCCAUAUUGUUUUUAUAAGUGCCAUCAGAAAGGAAAUUUAUUAACUCAUAUGAAAACUUGUAAAAUUUACAAGCAAGAAAUUUGCCACAUGUUCACAUCCUACUCAAAAAAGAAGGUCCGUCUACUAAAGUUAGAAAAUAUUGCAAAGGAUGUUAUGCCAAGAAAGUCGUCAAUUUCUCGAUAUGGAUUUCCAGCACCGCCUCAAUCACAUCAUGAUGGUGUGUAUCAUGUAUGUCCACAAUGUUCUCGAUCUUACAAAUAUAGUUGGAACUUGACUAAGCAUUUAAAAUAUGAAUGUGGAAAAAUGCCACAAUUCAAAUGUGAUCGGUGUGGACACAGAUUUCAUCAGAAAGGGAAUAUGAAAGCUCAUAUGAGAAGUUGUGUGGGCAAAAAUAAAUUCUCGCAGGUUACUCAAUAG
Ctenocephalides felis (cat flea) is the source of this 1575-nucleotide messenger RNA. Its product is annotated as zinc finger protein 836-like. Gene Ontology annotation, cellular component: chromosome. NCBI's taxonomy places the organism in Eukaryota, Metazoa, Arthropoda, Insecta, Siphonaptera, Pulicidae. Bases 1 to 1575 code for a protein of 524 amino acids. Gene Ontology annotation, biological process: regulation of transcription by RNA polymerase II. The transcript has 9 exons. Gene Ontology annotation, molecular function: chromatin insulator sequence binding. The record is from RefSeq and is a predicted model, not a curated record.